AUGUCCCGCACGCCGUUCGCCAAAUUCCCAAGGGGUUUCGCAGGGCUAUCGGGAUUGCAGAUCCGAUCAUACUCCGUUAGCAAAGUGUACUCGAAUCGUGAUCUUGCUCCUGCUCCCCAUACCUCAACACCAUCCAAUCCAAGAUGGUUUGCAGAGCUGCAAGCCGAACUAAAGCGGCUAAGAAAUGGGCAGAGACCUCCCAAGUGCGUGCAAAGAGCAGAACAACUGUCUCAGUAUUUGGAAACAAACUGGUUGGAGCUUCUCGCAGGUCCGGAAGGUUUCCUCACUGAAAAGCACUGGAAAGCACUGGACAGCCAUGAAGUACUCUGGGGGGCCAUGGAUAGCAUGGGUACGAGCCACGUUAACAAUAUUAUGUACAACCGCUACGUCGAAACUGCCCGGGUCCAGUUCAUCCGUAACCACGGCCAAAAUGCCACAGCUGAAGAAAAGAGGCAAUGGGACGACCUACCAACCCCACGGAGCCUGGGCCUCAUACUCCAGAGAAUCACCACGGAGUUCAAAUUUGUACAGUGUACACAUUCUUUCUUGACACAGGGCCUCGAACUUACCUAUGCUUCUUCUACACAGCCAAUGAAAUUUCCCGAUCAGAUAACUGUGCUGUAUAAAUUACUCGAGCCGCCCACCUACGAAUCAACAUCCCUGAGGAUGGAGGCAUGGAUCUUGUCGCACCAACAUCGCCGGGUGGCGGCAAGAUGCAUCGACGACACUGUCAUCUAUGACUACACGUCCGGGAAAAGAUCGGUACUAAAGCCAUUCAUGGUUGAUAAACUCCAGCAUACAUUUGAACUACAGAGGAUGUGCAAAACGAAAUACACGGAGGAAGCAAGCAAAGCGAUUACGGCUGUUAAGGAGCUCAAGACAGCAUUUCAGUAA
Messenger RNA from Aspergillus bombycis, 894 nucleotides. Its product is annotated as thioesterase family protein. The record is from RefSeq and is a predicted model, not a curated record. Bases 1 to 894 code for a protein of 297 amino acids. The transcript is spliced from 4 exons. Lineage: Eukaryota; Fungi; Ascomycota; Eurotiomycetes; Eurotiales; Aspergillaceae.